Melampsora larici-populina 98AG31 is the source of this 1217-nucleotide messenger RNA. RefSeq lists its product as uncharacterized. Gene Ontology annotation, molecular function: single-stranded DNA binding. Gene Ontology annotation, biological process: interstrand cross-link repair; recombinational repair. Bases 49 to 972 code for a protein of 307 amino acids. Gene Ontology annotation, cellular component: mitochondrial chromosome; mitochondrial nucleoid. The record is from RefSeq and is a predicted model, not a curated record. Lineage: Eukaryota; Fungi; Basidiomycota; Pucciniomycetes; Pucciniales; Melampsoraceae. The transcript has 4 exons.
GGAAUUCUGAUUGGCAUUUCUCAAUCAUCAAUCAACUUCUUUACCAUCAUGGCUUCACCAAGAUUAGUUUCAAUUAAAUGGUUAUCUCAAAUCAAAGCUUCAUCUUCUAUUCAUAUUCUAGCGACUAGACCUACACCAUCAUGUAGACUAUCUUCAACUCUCUCACCUGAUCCAUUCGCCGCUUUCGAUCGUGUGAUCCGAACUCCAUCUAAUCAAAAUCUAUCCAAGAUAUCAAGGAAUUCAGCUUCAAAUUCAGCUUCAACUUCAAUUCCAUUAUCAGCUACCACUGCUUCACCUGGUCAAUCUGCUGCAAUCGAGUCUCAUCCUGCUACUUCGGCUGCAGAUCUUCAUCCGAUCCCUUCUACGCCUACCAAGCCUACUUCUCUGGCUGACUCGAAUAAUGGGAUAUCGAACGAACCUUUACCGGAAUUGGACGAUGCUACUAUCAAUUGGAGUCAUAGCUUCAGUGGAUUAAGUCAACAACCCUUUCCUAAAGACGUUUCUGAUAUUCUCAUGGCCCCUCUCGAUCCACAUGAUGUAGAGAUCAAACCAGAUGGUGUGAUUUAUCUUCCCGAAAUCAAAUAUCGCCGUAUCUUGAAUGAAGCAUUUGGUCCGGGUGGAUGGGGACUUGCACCUAGAGGAUCAUCUCAUGUUACAACCCGAAAUGUAUCUAGAGAGUAUGGAUUGAUCUGUUUAGGUAGAUUAGUUUCGAUCACUCGAGGAGAACAAGAUUAUUUUAAUGGGGUCGAUAGUAUUCCGACGGCUACUGAAGGUUGUAAAUCAAAUGCACUGAUGAGAUGUUGUAAAGAUUUAGGUGUAGCAAGUGAACUUUGGGAUCCUAAUUAUGUGAAUUGGUGGAAAAGUAAAUUUUCAACUGUGGAAUGGAAUCUUGGAGCAGGUGGAAAAAAGAAAGGGUUAUGGAAGAAAAAACGAUCAGAGAGUUGGACUCCUCGAUUACCACCUGGAAAAUAGAAUCUUUUCUUUUAUCCGUUCUUUUGUAUUAAUAUUCAAUGUUGAUCAUCUUUGGGUAUUCUGUAUUCUGUAACUCUUCAUUUGAUCCUUCACAUGUGAAGGUGAUCACUUAAACUUACUUUUUCACUGUUGGAGUUUCAAACAUAUCUUGUCCUGCUAGCUGCUUUUAUUCCUUUACAUGGCAUUUUACAAUUCUUUGUCACUAUGUGCAUCAAAUCCUAUGAAUCAGACUGAUCAAAACUCUC